Messenger RNA from Astrephomene gubernaculifera, 1895 nucleotides. NCBI's taxonomy places the organism in Eukaryota, Viridiplantae, Chlorophyta, Chlorophyceae, Chlamydomonadales, Astrephomenaceae. The record is from the annotation of a GenBank genome assembly.
GGUCCAUGUGCUUGCUGGCGGUGUGGGCGUGAGGGGGCAGAAGGGGAGGUGAUCGCCAUCUUAUCCUCCUUGCGUGCGUGGCGAUUGGUUUAGCGGCUUUGACACGCAUCCCACUCGUACGCUCAUGUGAUGUCCUUAUAUGCUAACCGCUCAUUCAUACGCCACCUAGCGCGUUCGUACGUCAAUUUUCCCUGUUGCGGCAUCCCCUCCUAUCUUGGACUUACGGUCACGGGGAGCGCGCUUAUUUUGGCCUAAGUACUUGACUCGUAUCUGCCGCUGACAGAUGGAUGGGAGGCAGGGUUGUUUAGCUCCCCUCCCACGUUGCUUGCGGUGUGUCUGAUUUCGUUGCUGCUGCGAUGCACAAUGUGACGUGUUUAUGCAUUCAGUCCUGAAGCGCGUUCUUUCACGGGGAGGCUGUGCUGCUGCUGCUGCGACUAUGACACUGCUUGGACAGAGGGAGAUGCAUGGGGAGAGUGAACCUUACAACUGCUAGCUUGUGGAUGGCAAUAGUGAUGAAUAUAGGCCAGUACUAAUGUGCGACGGCUUACAAGAAAGCAGUUGUGUGGAAGAAUACUGCAACAGAUGCCGCAGGAGGCGCAGGCAGGCGUGUACUGUUUGGAAGGUGCGUUUAUAGCCCCGUUCCCGCUUUCUGCUGCCGUAUAUAACACACUGUUUUACGUUUCUUAUCUUACUAAAGGAGGUGAUUGAUUCGUUUACAGUGUCACCCACCACACUUGUUGCAGAAACUUGGCGCAUGUAUUCGUACAUGUCUGCGCCGCUACAUGAGCAAAACACUUCGUUACCGUAUGCUAUGUAAAGUGUACUACGCGCUAGGUGUUAUGAAGCUCAUGCAUUACCGUAGGCAGGCGUCGUCGAACGGUGGUCCGACGACGAGCGUUACAUGGACAUACCCCUGCUGACGGGCUUGCAAGUGCACCACAUCCUAUUUUAGGCUAAGUGGAUGGCGCAAUGAAUUGGCGAAAGCACGCCCCGAAUUUCGGUACUUUUGGUACUCGAUCCGAAACUAGGUACAAGGUAGGAUAAGGAAUCGUACUACGGACGUACUCGGUCGAGCAAUCACUAGGUUCGGUUGUAAUUUUCAGGAACAAGUAGGUAGGUUAGUGAUAACAGCGUUUGUAAAAGAUACUUGGAUUAAGUCUACGUUCCUUUGUGCUCCGAAGUUUGGUCAUCUUGUCGGCAACGCUUUCGGCGUUACUUCCCGCUAUGGCUCAAUUGCAAUAUGCUCGUGCACUGUUUUAUAAUUUGCCACCCGAUGGGAAAGGGGAAGAGCAGGUGCUGCCGAGUGAUGACACCCAAACGUUGCGCAUAGCUUCAAUUUUCAUCGUUUUAGCAGCAGGCUUCAUAGGCGGCCUUCCGCCUUUGUUUCUCAAGGUCUUCCGUGACCCUGACAGCACAACAAAUAGACUGGCUCGCUCCUUUUCCGCCGGCGUCAUCGCAACCCUUGCGCUGGUGCACGUUAUUCCAGAGGCCAUCUCGGACAUGUCUUCACUAGGCUCCAAGUACCCCCUUGGUGGCGUCUGCGUGAUGGGCGGUGUACUGCUGAUGGUGGGGCUUGAGCACCUGACACACAUCAUGCACCCAGCUAGUGGGGGCGACAAGCGGGGUCAUCGUGUAACAGCAAAUGGCGACAACCGCAACGCGGUGUCGUGUCCUAACCAUGCGUAUGCGAAAUCAUGGUCCGUGGUUUCAGAGCAGGUCGGUUGGUUGCUUGCAUCGCCCAAGCAUGUCCAACUCGUAGGCACUUGCAGUUAUCUUUAUGUUUCUUUUUAUACCAGCGGUUGAGUGAUACCAGUGGUUGAGUUGCCGCGUUCGUGUAUCUGUUCGUUGUUGCUUCCCUGGAGCGACAGAUCUUGUGCCGCAGUCUUUGCCUUCGG